Athalia rosae (coleseed sawfly) is the source of this 837-nucleotide messenger RNA. Its product is annotated as trypsin-like. The record is from RefSeq and is a predicted model, not a curated record. The transcript has 3 exons. Lineage: Eukaryota; Metazoa; Arthropoda; Insecta; Hymenoptera; Athaliidae. Bases 1 to 810 code for a protein of 269 amino acids. Gene Ontology annotation, biological process: proteolysis. Gene Ontology annotation, molecular function: serine-type endopeptidase activity.
AUGAUCUUCGAACUCUCGCUACUGGCCGAAAGGCCUACAAGAAUAGUCGGUGGAACGAACGCGAAGACGGGUCUUCACCCUUGGCAGGUCUCCGUGCAUUGGGGGGAUCCCGAUCGAGGGUUAGAACAGCGUCACGUAUGCGGAGGGAGUCUUCUGACAGCGGGUUGGGUCCUGACCGCCGGACAUUGCAAGACCCUCGCCCCGCAGCAUCCUCGUCCCUUGGGGCGUUUUCUUGUUCUGGCCGGAAAGUAUAAGCUAGGCACAACCGAGGAUACUGAACAGAGCAGCCGUGUCACCAGGACCUUCAUUUAUCCAGGUUACUCGGGUACCGUAGCGCCGUACGAUAUCGCACUCAUGAAACUGGAAAAACCGUUCGAGUUAAACCCUUUCGUGGCAACCGUGAGCUUACCAUAUCCAGAAACCAUCCCUCGAGGCGACGCUAUGUUGACGGGAUGGGGUAGCAUCGGCCGUGGCAAGAAUUUCGACGGUCCUAUGAUCCUGCAGGAAGCUGUACUCCCUAUUCUUGACUACGACAUUUGUAAACGCGCCCUUGAUAAGGCUCUACGUCACGAAGGACGAAACCCUUUGCACCCUACUAAUAUCUGCACAGGUCCCCUGGACGGUACGAAGUCUGCUUGUAAGGGUGACUCCGGUGGACCUUUAGUAACUGAAAACGCUUUUGGCCAAGCCGAGGUUAUCGGCGUCGUAUCCUGGGGGCUUUUUCCUUGCGGAGGUCGGAACGCUCCCUCGGUUUAUACCCGAGUAUCCGCUUACGUUACGUGGAUUCAUAAAAUAAUGCUCAAUCAUUAGUUCGAAUGUUAAUAAAACCAUAUAUUA